Triticum aestivum (bread wheat) is the source of this 1928-nucleotide messenger RNA. Its product is annotated as muscle M-line assembly protein unc-89. Gene Ontology annotation, biological process: regulation of DNA-templated transcription. NCBI's taxonomy places the organism in Eukaryota, Viridiplantae, Streptophyta, Magnoliopsida, Poales, Poaceae. Gene Ontology annotation, molecular function: protein heterodimerization activity; transcription cis-regulatory region binding. The record is from RefSeq and is a predicted model, not a curated record. Bases 106 to 1614 code for a protein of 502 amino acids. The transcript has 4 exons. Gene Ontology annotation, cellular component: nucleus.
GGUUCGCGAAGCUUCCGCGCGGCCCCGAAACAGUUUGAACUCCACAUAGAGCUCUCGCCGAGGGUUUGGGCGGCGGCGGAGGGAGGAGGAGAGAGAUAGGCGGCCAUGGCCGGGAAGAAGCCAGCGGCUGUGAGCACCGCGCCUUCCGAGGGCGAGGAGAGCGCCGUCAUCCCCAGCUCCGCUGCCAAGCGCGGGCCCGGCAGACCUAAGAAGGACCCCGUCCCCGCCGCCGCCAGCCCCGGCUCCACUGCCAAGCGCGGGCCUGGGAGGCCUAAGAAGGACCCCGUCCCCGCCGCCGCCGCAAGCCCCGGCUCCAAGCGCGGGCCCGGGAGGCCAAACAAGGUCCCCGCCCCCGCCGGGUCCGGCGAGGGCUCUGCUCCGGAGCCCGGGAAGAGCGAGAUGGGGAAGGGGGAGAUGGAGAAGGCGGCGACCCCGAAGAAGCAGGGGAAGGGGGAGAUGGAGAAGGCGGCGGCGCCAGUGAAGACGGAGAAAGGGGCCAAGGUUGCUACCAAUAAGAAGAAGGACAAGGGGGAGAUGGCGGCGUCCCCGGAGAAGAAGGAGAAGGCGGCGACCCCGAAGAAGAAGGACAAGGGGGAGGAGGCGGCGACGCUGCCGAAGAAGAAGGACAAGGGGGACAAGGCGGCGGCGGUGCCAGAGAAGAAGGACAAGGGGGAGAAAGCUGCUACCAAGAAGAAGAAGAAGGAGAAGGGGGAGAUUGCGGCGCCCCCGGAGAAGAAGGAGAAGGGGGACAAGCCGGCGAACCAGAAGAAGGAGAAGGAGAAGGGGGACACGGCGGCGGCCCCAAAGAAGAAGGAGAAGAAGGGCGGCGAGGCGGCGGAGCCCGGAUCCAGAUCCGGGAAGCAGGAGCCGUCCGGCGAAGCGGGCAAGCCCAAGCCCAAGCCCACGCCCAAGAAGACGAAGCAGCAGGCGUCAGACGGGGCGGCCAAGGAGACGCCCAGCAAGAGGAAGCGCGACGACGCCGGGGAACCCCAACCCCAGAAGGCGGCCAAGAAAGCUGACAAGGCCACGCCCACCAAGAAGAAGCAGGCCUCCUCCGGCGGCGCUGAGAAGGCCACCACGCCCAGCAAGACACCCCAGAAGGCAGCAAAGAGCGCCAAUAAAAGCCCCGGCAAGGCGGAGAAGGCCACACCGGCCAAAAAGCAGCAGCCCUCCGGCGCGGCGGAGAAGGCCACGCCCACCAAGAGGAAGCAUGGCGAUCUGGAACCCCCAAAGGCGGCCAAGAGCGAGCAGAAUGGCUCUUCGCCUGCGAAGAAACAGAAGGACAAGGCAGCAGGGGCGGCGCCGGUGGCCGCCGAGCCGGGCAUCUGCAGCUUCCCGAUGGCGCGGGUGCGGCUGCUGAUGCGGGACAAGGACGCCACCAUCCGAUCUAACAACGAGACCGUCUUCCUCGUCAACAAGGCCUCGGAGUUAUUCUUGGAGGCAUUUGCGAAGGAUGCUUAUCAGAAUGCCCUGAAGGAACGCAAAAAGUCAAUUACCUACGAUAACCUUUCGACGGAGGUGUGCAAUGAGAAACGGUACAAGUUUCUAUCAGAUUUCGUGCCGCUGAGGGUGACAGCCGGAGAUGCACUCAAGGCUGUGGUGGAGCGGUCCUAGGCAGACCAUGAGGGAGACACGCACGCAUGCCAUAGGUUGUCUUGUCUUGUGCUAGCUAUCCUGUGCACCAUGUUCUUGUGUAGUAGGUCAGGUUAGGUUGAGACCAGCCAGCGUAUGUAUGGAGAAUGUAUGUACUAUGUUGUAUCCAUAUGGAUCCACCUUGGGCAAGGGAAGCACAUUCAUGUUGUCAACCCACCCUUGUGGCCAUGCAUGCCUGUUGAUGUGCGUCUGCUCUGAAUUACCUGAAGCUCGCUCGCUUGCUCGCUUGCUUGUUGUGAAUCUAUUUACUUAUUAAGCUGUGUCCCGAAACGAAA